AUGGCUACUUCCCCUAGAGAUGAUAAGUGUGGACGCGCACAGUAUGAUGAUGAGCACGAAAGUGCACAGUAUGACGAGAAGGGUGUUCAUGGGGAGCAUGACACUAUGGGUUUGAGACAAUUAGAGCUAGUGGACCAAUUAGAAAGGCUAGGACCAUCACAUCACUUCAAAAUAGAAAUAAAUCAUAUGUCCGAGAAUAUGAAUGAAAAGUUCGAUAAGGUGGUGGAGAAGUUUAAAUAUGAGUUAGAAAGUUCUAAUAAUAUUUGUGAAGAGAAAGAUGAAGGAAUAUUAUCCUUCUACGAAGCUUCUUUUAGCAAUGGAAGGCAUGCUCUCGAACUCCUACUUCACUGGAGAAUGCCAAGAUUGGAGGUCAGAUGGUUCAUCGAUUUGUAUAGAAGAAAAUCGGAACUAAAUCCUAUGUUGUUAGAUUUGGUCAAGUUAGACUUCAAUAUUGUCCAAUCCACACAUCAAGAUGACCUAAAAUAUGUCUCUAGAUAA
Messenger RNA from Cucurbita pepo subsp. pepo (vegetable marrow), 498 nucleotides. NCBI's taxonomy places the organism in Eukaryota, Viridiplantae, Streptophyta, Magnoliopsida, Cucurbitales, Cucurbitaceae. The record is from RefSeq and is a predicted model, not a curated record.